AUGGUUGCCGACGCUCUUGCUUAUCAUCCUUCCGUUGCUCACUACCUGAGAUUUGUUGCGACGACCGUUGGCCGCGACAAGGUCCUACGGACUCUUCAGUAUUUCUCCCGCUUCCUAGCAUGGUACCUGUUCCGCACGAAUUACUCCCAGGCCUCGAUCGCACCCUUUGAGGCCAUUAAGAAACAGUUCGGCCUUACCCGAAAACUUCUGCGCGUGGGCAAGAAUGUCGAGCACUUCAAAGCUGCUGCCGUCGCGCUUGACUCCAAACCUACCGUUGCCGGUGCCUCCACUACCGCAGCGGAUCCGGUGUUGAAGUAUCUCGCUGUGGGUCGCCAGCUGGGAUAUGGUGUCUACUUGUCGCUUGAUACGUUCACGUACCUUCAUGCUUCGGGGAUUAGGAAAUUCGAUAGCAUCAAGAGGCUGCAGAGCCAAGCGUAUAAGGCUUGGUUUGCCGGAUUGAUGUGCUCUGCGAUCGCCAGUCUGUAUUCGCUGUGGAAACUAAAGGAGAUGGAAAGGAAUGUGAACAAAAAGGAUGGCGAAGGAGCGUUAGAAAGCAAGAAAAUUACUCGUGAACGUGCUGCUAUCACGACUCAACUGGUGUCUGAUAUUUGCGACUUGACGAUUCCUUCCUCAGCUCUCGGAUAUGUCAACUUUGAUGAUGGAAUUGUGGGUAUUGCUGGAACAAUGAGCAGUUUGCUUGGUAUCUGGUCGGUGUGGAAGAAGACAACGUAG
Messenger RNA from Ophidiomyces ophidiicola, 732 nucleotides. It is a transcript of the gene PEX11, whose product is annotated as Peroxisomal membrane protein PMP27. NCBI's taxonomy places the organism in Eukaryota, Fungi, Ascomycota, Eurotiomycetes, Onygenales, Onygenaceae. Gene Ontology annotation, biological process: regulation of peroxisome size; peroxisome fission. Bases 1 to 732 code for a protein of 243 amino acids. Gene Ontology annotation, cellular component: peroxisomal membrane. The transcript is spliced from 3 exons. The record is from RefSeq and is a predicted model, not a curated record.